Staurois parvus is the source of this 476-nucleotide messenger RNA. The record is from the annotation of a GenBank genome assembly. Lineage: Eukaryota; Metazoa; Chordata; Amphibia; Anura; Ranidae.
AUGAUUGGAGGGGAUUGGAACACCUGAAUCACAUGAUAUGGAGGGGAUUGGAACACCUGAAUCACAUGAUGUGGAGGGGAUUGGAACACCUGAAUCACAUGAUAUGGAGGGGAUUGGGAACACCUGAAUCACAUGAUAUGGAGGGGAUUGGAACACCUGAAUCACAUGAUAUGGAGGGGAUUGGAACACCUGAAUCACAUGAUAUGGAGGGGAUUGGAACACCUGAAUCACAUGAUUGGGAGGGGAUUGGAACACCUGAAUCACAUGAUAUGGAGGGGAUUGGAACACCUGAAUCACAUGAUAUGGAGGGAUUGGAACACCUGAAUCACAUGAUAUGGAGGGGAUUGGAACACCUGAAUCACAUGAUUUGGAGGGGAUUGGAACACCUGAAUCACAUGAUAUGGAGGGGAUUGGGACACCUGAAUCACAUGAUAUGGAGGGGAUUGGGACACCUGAAUCACAUGAUAUGGAGGGGA